AUGGACGAAGCCAGCGCCACCAUCUUCAUCACUGUUCAAAAGAUCUACUACCCACUCCUGUGCAUCAUGGGUAUUCCAGCCAACCUCUUCACAUUCUACAUGAUAUGCUUCCGAAAAUGUGGCAUGUCCAACACAGCCAUUAUUUACCUGAGUUGCCUGGCUAUUGUGGACACCUUUUACCUGGUGUGGGUGAUCCUUAUUGACUUGACCCUCACCUUCUGGCUUCUGCAACCCUUCUGGCACUCCAACCCCUGGUGUGGCAUCUUGGGAUUCCUGCAGUACGGAUCACUCUACAGCUCCUCCUGGAUCGUGGUGGUGUUCACCAUUGAGCGCUACCUCGUCCUCAGAAGCACAAUGGCCAAGCAGCACUUCUCCCAGGCCUGGGUCACUAAAGGGACCUGUGCGGCUAUCGUCCUGGUGUCCCAUCUUGUCUCUGUGCCACUGGGCUGGAUCAACAUAGUCACACCUGUCAACAUUACCGUGGAUGGGGAGAAUGUGACGCUGCCCAGGUGUCUUUACCGCAAUGAGGCCUACACUACUGUUAUAGUGUGGAUAACCACCUUCCUCUCAGGGGGAAUACCCAUUGUGUUGGUCAUCAUCUUCAACUACCUCAUUGGGUACCAUCUGUCCCGCGCCAGCAACCUCUUCACUAAGGAGGAGCGUCGUGCCAUGCAUGGAAGGAGUACCAGGGGCAUGUUGAAGAGGACCAUCCUGCUGCUGGGUACUGUCUCUGUGGCCUUUGUUGUGCUCAGCCUGCCCCGCUUUGUCACAUACUGCAUCCUGAGGACCAAGUACAACAAUCAGAACUUCAACAGGAACAACUACAGCAUUCCCAUCAAUGUGGCUGGAGACUUGGCUAAUAUGCUGCAGAACCUCAACUCCACCACCAACUUUCUGCUCUACUGCAUGGUCAGCCGGCGCUUCCGGCAGGAGCUGGUCCAGGUAGUGACUUGUAAGGUGAAGGCCCGUGAGCUGGGCUCUGUCCUCACCCAUACCACCAUGAAAGUGUUCUCAGUUGUGAAUCAUAAGGCCUCGGUAUCCAGCAACCCCAUGACUGUGGUGCUAACCAAUCUCAAACAGACUGAGUAG
Messenger RNA from Morone saxatilis (striped sea-bass), 1089 nucleotides. Its product is annotated as probable G-protein coupled receptor 139. Gene Ontology annotation, molecular function: G protein-coupled receptor activity. The record is from RefSeq and is a predicted model, not a curated record. Gene Ontology annotation, biological process: G protein-coupled receptor signaling pathway. Gene Ontology annotation, cellular component: membrane. The transcript has 2 exons. Bases 1 to 1089 code for a protein of 362 amino acids. NCBI's taxonomy places the organism in Eukaryota, Metazoa, Chordata, Actinopteri, Moronidae.